AGCAGGUCGCUUCUCGCCGGACAUCAUUUUUUCAUGAGCUGGUUCGCCAACAGAAAAGAAACACGUGAUAGUCGACAGGCGCGGGAAGACACCGAGAAAUGUUGAGAUAGGGAUUCAGAAAUGUGCUGGGCUAGAAUUGUAAGGUUAUGGGGGGUAAGAGAGCGCUGACCGCGAUAGACGCCCGCGGAUGGUCCACUAGGCGGUGAAGCUCCGCCUCGGUCCCCAGAUCAAGUGGGGAGAGGAGCUCAUUGUCAACACUCGGCCGGCUACUCCAAGCAGCUGAGAUCGGAUAUCCUAUUCUCUUGAGUUUUUGCCCUCAAUCCUUGGCUUUCAGAGACAGGCCUCAGCGCCCAUCAUGUCAUCAACUACCAAAGCAUCCAGGAUUGGCGAAGAACUAUGGAAAACAAGAGUCGACAAAGUCAAUGCGGAGCUGGUCACGUUGACAUAUGGAACGAUUGUCGCACAACUGUGUCAGGACUAUGACGGAAAUUAUCAGGAGGUCAACAAGCAGUUGGAAAAGAUGGGCUACAACAUCGGAAUGCGCCUCAUUGAGGAUUUUCUGGCAAAAUCGAAUGUAGGCCGGUGUGCCAAUUUCCGGGAGACGGCAGACAUGAUCUCUAAGGUCGGAUUUCGGAUAUUCCUCAAUAUCGCCCCCACUGUAACGAAUUGGACAAGUGACAACAAUCAAUUCUCGUUGGUAUUUGAUGAAAACCCGCUUGCAGACUUUGUUGAACUACCAGACGACGGGCGAGCGCAAGAUGAGCUCUGGUUCUCAAAUAUACUGUGCGGUGUUCUACGGGGGGCUUUAGAGAUGGUACAAAUGCAGAUCGAGGCGCAUUUUGUAAGCGAUGUACUGCGAGGAGAUGACGCCACAGAGAUGCGCGUUUCACUUGUGAGGUACAUUGAAGAUGAGAUGCCACCUGAGGAGGAAUAAACGCGGCGGGGAGUGUGUUGCAUAAAUUUAGUAUUAUUGGUUGAGGCGUCCGGUGUUUGCGGGUUUUACUUCCAGUAUCUUAAUUUGCAGCUGCAACGGUUGACUGAAAUCACCUGUUUCUUAUGAUUGAUGGAGCUACAAGUAAGGUAAACGUUCCAUGUGCGAUGCAUGUACAUUUAUAUACUUAUAGAGUGGGGCCGUGAGGGCUGCACAAGGGACAAG
Molecule: messenger RNA, 1156 nt
Organism: Aspergillus japonicus CBS 114.51
Lineage: Eukaryota; Fungi; Ascomycota; Eurotiomycetes; Eurotiales; Aspergillaceae
Product: TRAPP complex core subunit BET3
Exons: 6
Coding region: 356-934 (192 amino acids)
Biological process (GO): intra-Golgi vesicle-mediated transport; endoplasmic reticulum to Golgi vesicle-mediated transport
Cellular component (GO): TRAPP complex; cis-Golgi network membrane; cytosol
Source: RefSeq, a predicted model, not a curated record